Messenger RNA from Bombyx mori (domestic silkworm), 5673 nucleotides. RefSeq lists its product as uncharacterized. Bases 142 to 1011 code for a protein of 289 amino acids. Lineage: Eukaryota; Metazoa; Arthropoda; Insecta; Lepidoptera; Bombycidae. The record is from RefSeq and is a predicted model, not a curated record. The transcript is spliced from 6 exons.
AGUUAUACGGGACGCUCUGAGCAGAGCGGACGUCUCGCCAGCUCCUCCCGAACUUUCUGUUACGUCACACGAUAUAGCCCGGGGUGAAAUUCGGUGUUGUGUUCCGAUUUAGUGGGAUGGUGAUUCAAUGAUACAAGUGAAAUGGUGCGACGGUUGGUAGACCGGCGUGUUUCGUUCACGCAUCUGUGCACUGUCUUUCUAUGGCUGGUCACCUGCUUCAAUGGUCGAAACGCGGUGAAGAUAGUGAAAGUUGUGGUCCCCGAGAUAAUUCAGUACGGUGUACAAGACGCUGUUAUAUUAGACUGUGAUUACACAUACGGAAACAACACGUCCGGCCUCAUGGUUAAAUGGUUCUUCAAGAACAACGCGAGGCCGGUUUAUCAAUGGAUAGUGCCUCAAAAGCCACAGGACAUGGGCAUACUCAGAGGCCGGGUGGACCUCACUUAUCGGGCGUCUAACGAUCCACUGAAGAUGCACAGAGCAUUACGUAUAGUUAAGCCCAAUACAGACAUUUCUGGUGAUUACACGUGUGUUGUGUCAACUUUUAUGGAGGAAGAUUCUAGAACGAAACAAAUGACUGUGUUCGUGCCGGAGACCAAUUUCCGGUUGAUACAGAACAAAACAGACGAUGACACAGUGAACGUCAUCUGUGCAGCGGAAGGUGCCUUCCCAGCGCCGAACCUCACACUCGCCACGCCGGAAAGGCGGCUCGAUGGCAUAGCUCACAAUUUGAAGCUGGUCAACGGCAGAUAUUCCGCAGUAGCCUCCGUGACCCUCAACGAUGCCGACCUUCCCUCCCCGGCGGAGUUCAUCUGCACGCUGAGGAUAACACAAGCGAACUACGCUGUUAGAAAAGAAUCUAUAUACUAUCCAGGUCCUAUCAGCACAACUCCCGAGAUGCCAACAGCGGCCGACAUGCAGCUUGCGGCCGCCGUAGGAUCAAAAGGAACAAAUAUCUACACGGCGCUCAGCAUAUUCUUGCUGCCGGCUUUCAUUCCAGCACUCUUAUAAAGUUUGAAGACGACGAAGUUAUGAAACAACCCUAUAAAAUUCCGUGCUCGUGUGACAAAGCUAAUGUGACAUUUAGAUGUCGCGUGUAAAUUGAUCUUUUAUUUACUUCAGCAAGCGUUCUUCUCAGUUACGAAUGUACAUUAGAAUUGAAACGAGAAAAAUGUAUAAUAUUGAAUUGGAAUAUUGUCGUGACUAAAGGCAAUAAGCUUGUAACCGUUAAGUUUAAAUCAUUUCAAAGUCAUUUGUACGUAAGGUGAAGUGUGUUCACGGGUGCUCACCGUUUUAAAUUGUUCAUAACGUGGAAAAAGAGUUAAAUUUCAAAGUCUCCACGAACGUUUUGUACCAAACUGUUUUGGAACGAAGUUCCUUAUCGCGCGUUGUGAAAGGGGGCUAGACGGAAAAAGUUCUUACGAAAAGUUGUCACGACACUUUUUAGAUCCGUCAUUUUGACCAAUCAACGUGUAGGCGCUUACCGCGUGACAUUGCUCGUAUCCGAUUGGUCCGCGUAAUGAGUACAGUUUCUCGAGAUAGCGUUUCAACAAUAGUAAUUUAGUUCAUAGUAUUGUUUUUUUCUUCUUCAUAAUGCCGUAAUUUAUUAUUAUAACUUAAAAAAAAUAUUACAAUUCCUUCACUAAUUAAGUAAUCCUUCCUUAAUUAAGUAGUUCCUUCCUUAAUUAAUCGAAAGGAGCUUCGUUCCAUCCGGGUGUCCCUUGACACCUCUGAAGUUUUUUUUUUGUUUGUAUUCGAUGGCGGUGACGAAAUUCGAAUUUCUAGUCGGAUAACCCAAAGUGAAAUUUUAAUAAAUCCUAUUUGUUUCGUAUGCGCAACGUACAAUCGUUCCCUCGUCCAAAGCACUGAAGCUGCCGUGCGAAUAAAAUAGCUUUACGUGUCUUAAAUUAAGAUUAAUACGGUUUUAAGAAUUACGACCACCGAUGUUGUAAAUAAACUGGAAUUAGUAUCAUUUAAAUACGUACAUACGUAUGUUUUAAAAUAAAUCCAUAUAGAAUAAAUACAAAGAAAGGUUCUGGAAGGCCGCUUAAAAUACUUCAAAGUGAAACAUGGUUUCGUUUAAAAGCAUUAGUGUACCUGAAAAAUGUCUACUGUUAGUCUUAAUUAAAAUUUCUUUUACGGUUUAUAUAUUAUUAUCGCGAUCGUUAUUUUUUUUUGAAUUUCUUUUCAAUGUCUACAAACUUUUUUUAUAGAGAAUUAGAAGGUAGUUAAUUAGCACAAAAAUAAAUGUCGAUGAAUAACAUAAUUUUUUUCCUACCUAAUCUGAUAGCAUUGAGAGGCUAUGUCAGCGUAAUCGGGCGAGUAGUGUUGCUAAGACUGGCCCUAGCAAGAGCAAUGCUUCGUAGAAUCUACCACCGGGUCGGAAACGCGACCCACUGAGAAAGGCAAUAAAAAAAAUAAAAAAAAGAUCCGGCGAGAAACUCAGUGGGCUGUGUCUAUGGGCUAAUUUACUCGUCGAGCCCUUCGUCACAAGCGACGGGUUCAACGAGGACGGUGACCGGUGCUUGUGGUACCUAAAAGCACCGUUAAUAGAUCGAGAGGAUCCGUAAUGACGUGUUUAAGGCUGAAUAAAACCUUAAUCCUUCGUGACCACGAAAACUGUAAAGUAGUCGAAACAUAUAAAACAAUAAAAUAAAAAUAAAAAUGCGAGACUAAACCGUAAAAGUAGUUUUAAUUAUGUCCAUUACUCACGAAAACCGUAAAAAAUAUUACGUUUAGUCACAAUCGAAAUGAGUUAUCGUAGUUAUAUAAGCCCGUUAUAAAUACAAUGUGAAAAAAUCUUUACUGGUGGUAGGACCUCUUGUGAGUCCGCGCGGGUAGGUACCACCGCCCUGCCUAUUUCUGCCGUGAAGCGGAAAUGCGUUUCGGUCUGAAGGGUAGGGCAGCCGUUGUAACUUUACUGAGAUCUUACAACUGAUAUCUCAAGGUGAGUGCCGCAUUUACGUUGUAGAUGUCUAUGGGCUCCAGUAACCACUUAACACCAGGUGGGCUGUGAGACCGUCCACCCAUCUAAGCAAUAAAAAAAAAUCUAUACCGUUAUCAGGUAGUUGUAUUUUAACGGGCUUGUAAAUCUUUGAUAACUAAUUAUGAAUUAGUAUUUGAAAUUGAGAAUUGUAUUUUAAUAGCCGCCAGAGUUAAUAGUCUCGUAAGAGCGCGAAAGGUGUCCAUGGGCAGUGAUGUGAGAUUCUUUACACAGCACACUGCAGAUGCACGAAAUUUGGAUUUACUGAAACAAUUGGCUGUAGAGCAUUGGCACAUAUAGGUAGUUUUCCAAUUACAGCACAAGAGCGCAUUAUGCGGCAUAAUGCUCAACGUUGAAUGUUCAAACUACAGCAACGCUUCGCACAAUCGAGCACUCUCAAAAGUACUGCUCUCGCGUGAUACUCGCGAUCGAUACCGACUCAGUGACAGAAAAUUAACAAGUGUUUUUUCUUUAAGUUAUCAUUGAUCGAAAUUUUGUUUAUAUUAUCGUUAGUAAUAUUAUUUAAUGUUGAAAAAAAUUGUAAGGCUUUCGUUUCGUCGUAGUUUCUUAGAAAUAAUUAAUGUUAAUUAAAACUGUGCUAACUCAGCGCACUCUUCUGAUGCAUUUGAAAACUAAUUCACGUUCCAAUUAAGCUUCAGCAUAAUUCGGCAUUGGGCGUCACUGAGUGGCAUUAUGCUCUGUAAUUGGAAAACUACCAUAGUUGUCGAUUUAUUAUGUAAUUCAGGAUAUGAAGUCCAUAUUUACUUUAAAAAAAUCACAAGAACUGAAAAACUAGAUGUAGAUGCGGCUUAUUGUUUAUUUGUGAAACGAAAGAACCCGACUUACAAUACCGUUAAUGUAAAUAAAUUGUUUGUCCUUCUUGUGAAGAAUUUGUACAGUUUCAUCGUAGCUAGUUUUUAUGGGACAGAGGCCUAAUGACGGAGUAAAUCGUAAUUCACAUCCAAAUUUAUUUAUUAUAGUAUUUAAUAUUAAAUGGGCAAAAUGUAAAUCGUGACAUAAUAUAUAAGGAAUUACGUGAUUUUUACUCAAAUAUAAUUAAUUUUAUUUUAUCCCCAUUUUUGUGAUUUAAUUAUGAGGUAAUUACUGAAUAAGGUUUUUUUUACCUUAUUAAGCAGCAAUCGCUACCUUUACAAGAAGUAUAUAAGAUAUUUAUUUCAAUUAUAUCAAUAUAUUUAUUUCAAGGAGAAGCAACAGCAACAGAUUACAUGAGUUUUUGAGUAUAUUAAUUUAUAGAAUUUAUGAAUUUAGUGAAUAUCGAAAUUAGUGGGCGAAUUUGACAAUAUAAUAGUAUUUUCUAAAUAAAAGUAUAAAUUUUUUGCGCAUCGCACGUCCUACGUCAGAUAUUAUUUGAUAAAUCACGCUAAUUCCCAUUUUCUGUCACGAUAAUUACAAGUUGAAAUUAAUUAUAUCUAGUUAAGUUUUUUCCAAAGAAUAUUUUGAUAGUUAAGUUUAAACAUAUUUAUUUUGCGGCUUGAAUUUAAAAGUGAUGACGCAAAAUGGAAUAUGCAUGGAAUGUACCAAAAGAAGUUUUUAAUAAAUUAAUAUUAUAUUUAAGAUUUAUUUAACAAUGUUUUUUUUUUAUAAAUUUAAGUUGAUUUUAUGAUUUCACGGGAUGGUAAUGUUUUUUACAGUCGACGAAAUCUGACUUAGACUAUCGCGUGAAAUCUCUUAAAAUGAAUGAUGUAUGUGUUAUUUAGCAUAAAAUCCCUAAUAAACUUUUAUCGAAUAUUUACCAAUUCCCGGGGUAUAUAUGAGGCAGUCGGCGCAAAAGUGUCCUAAGCUUAUCAUAGUUAAUAUGGAGAUAAUGAGGUUGGAAUUUACUUUAAUACUGGCAAAAACAAUACUCGCAAAAAUAAUUUUUACAAAGCCAUCUGUUCUGUAUGGAUAAGACUAGAGAUAGGUCGGUUUUGCAUCAAAAUUUAUUAUCUCUUAAAUAAAUUGAAACAUAUAAACGCGAAUAUGAAAAAUUGUGGGUUAGGCUACUUUUGUGGUGACCGCCUCAUAUAGGUCAAUCAACCGGUUACAUAUAAUCAAGGGAUAAAGUUUCCGUAACGUAAUCACAGUAAUUUUGUUCUUAAAUGUUGAAGAGUUAAAGCUGAUAGCAAAAUAAAAUUUACGAUAUAUUUUUAUUUAUUUGAUUUGAUAUUUUUUAUUGUCUUAGAUGGGUGAACGACCUCAUGGCUUAACUUAAAUUCGAGUUAUCGAAAUCCAUAGACAAGACAAUAGCUAAGAGUCUAAGUCUUACUGCAUAAGCUAUUCCACACUUCAAGCUCGACCGCAUGACUGCUUUACAACCGGAAUAAGCAGGAUUGUGGUAUCUACCCGUACUGGCUCAAUACGACCUAUCAACAGUUUCAUAGCUGUAUCUGGGCAGACCAGCACACGGCGCGCCUGGUGUUAAGUGGGCGCUGCGUUAGCGUUGUCGAGCGCUUGCAAACGUCAACAUAUUUUUUUUGUCUCAAACAAAACAUGUCACCCGACUUCGUUUGUAAGGGCCACUUUGUAAAUAUUUGUACGAAUUAUGAUCACGUAAAUAAUAAUAAGAUUUUUAUUUGUACUAAAUGUAUUUCGCUGUGCAUACUGCUGUUAAUGGAUAAGAUCCAUUCGAGACUUUAUUGUGAGAUUUCAAAAAAAAAAAAAAGGUAUGAUUAAAAAUGGAUCGUUGUGUA